Molecule: messenger RNA, 7438 nt
Organism: Conger conger (European conger)
Lineage: Eukaryota; Metazoa; Chordata; Actinopteri; Anguilliformes; Congridae
Gene: urb1
Product: URB1 ribosome biogenesis homolog
Exons: 39
Coding region: 109-6894 (2261 amino acids)
Biological process (GO): maturation of LSU-rRNA from tricistronic rRNA transcript (SSU-rRNA, 5.8S rRNA, LSU-rRNA); maturation of 5.8S rRNA from tricistronic rRNA transcript (SSU-rRNA, 5.8S rRNA, LSU-rRNA)
Cellular component (GO): nucleolus
Source: RefSeq, a predicted model, not a curated record
CACUCAUUGAUGACAACACACGUGUGUCUUGGAUCUAUACUGGAGCUGGAGCAACAUUGAUAAUACAUCAACGUUCGCCUUUUCACGUAACAUAAUAAUAGGUAAAAAAUGGCGAAAAAACGUGCAAAAGAAGACUCGGAGGAGUCUAGCACACCAGCAAAGAAAACAAAAGUAAUGGAAGUUGAAUUUAAUGGGACAGUUUUCAAAUCCAUGUUAAAAGACCCAACGAAGACCAUGAAGGGUUUAGAAACGUUCAUAUCAAUAGCAAAGAAGUUGCCAUGCACAGACCUGUACGAUGUUGUCGAGGGAUACAUUAAGGUUUCCAUGGAGUGUGCCGAAAUAUUCAAGUUGUUGGAGGGGGAAAAACACACGGAGAACGAAGUGAUGCUGGUAUUCCAGAGCCUGGAGAUGAUCCUAUUGCGAACAGCCAGUGACCUCUCUCACUUUAGCAUGGUGGGGUCCACCAUCGUCAAGAAAACAGUUACCAGCUUCAUGAAACUCUUGCAGUCAUCCCUGCAUUCAGAAAAUCACAGGUUCGUCCGACAGUGCCUUUGCUUCCUCUCGGCGAUGGUGUCCCAGGGGCCGGACACUGCGAGGGAGGUCUUCAGUCAGUUCCAGUUCAGUAAGGGCCUGUCUGCGUUGGCCAGGAGGAGAGACAAGAUGGGCAGACCCGAUGUCCGUAUGGCUUACAUCCAGUUUGCGCUCAGUUUCCUGGUUUCCGGGGACCAUGUCACUAUAGGACAAGUUCUAGAAAUGAAAGAUUUCUUGCCUGACAUUUUGUCCAGCGGACUGAAGGAAGACAGGAUCUCCAUUGUGAAUCUUAUUCUGUCAACUCUGCAGACCAAAGUUGUGCAGAACAAGGCCAUCAGCAAGACUCAGAAAGUGAGAUUCUUCAGCCCCUCUCUCUUGGCUCAGAUCGCGUCUCUGUACAAGUGGAACGGGAUUGUGGAUGCGAGUAUUGACGAUGGCCAGGUGGCUGGGAAUCCGGAGGAAGCCGGUAAGGCGGUGGUUCGGGAACUCGUGCACAAUUUCCUCAUCGACCUGUGCUGCUCGCGGAAAUACGGGAUCAGCUUCUAUGAUCCCAGCUUCGGAACCGCCGGCCGGGCAGGGAACAUCGUGCUGCUGCAGUUCCUGGUGGGCCUAAAGCAGGCCACAGAGGACCAGCUGCAGGCUGAGAUGGUGGUGGCCGUCCUCCAGGGGAGCCCUGACCUCCUCUCCCGGUACUUCAAGGAGACGCAGUACUCCUUCACCCCACGUCUGAAGAGUGCGUGGCAGGACAACGUCAGCCUGCUCAGGAAGAUCUAUGAAGCCCAGCCGGAGGUGUCCAAGGCCUUCCAGUCAGCAGAGUUCAUCCCCCUCCCUCGCCUGCUCACCAUAGUAAUGGUGACAUCACUUCCUCCCGUCUGCAACAAGGCCUUCUUCACGCAGGGCCUCAACAUGGAUAACGCGGUGGUCCAGCACACGACCCUCUCCCUGGUGUCCUUCCUGCUGAGGAGGGCCCACAGGAACAUGGAGCACUGCCUGGACGGGGCCCUGUGGCGCAGCUCCGAGAUCUACACUCCCGCCAUGAUGGAGGACUUUGUGCAGCUGCACCGUGAGGCCCUCAGCAAGAUCCUGCCGGACAUGACCAGCAUCGUGUCAAAAUGGCAGUCACUGAUGAAGAAGGGGAAGCCAGAGGAUGGUGGGAAGAAGGGGAAAGAGGGAGGGAGCACCCAGGAAAGAACAUCUGAGCCUCCUGAGCCUGGACCUGAUGAUGCAGCCACCGUCCUGUUCAAGGCUCUGAUUCUUCAGGUGAUCUGUCUCUACCAGAAGGUCGUCCCCCAUCUUGUGAGCCAGUGCACGUUCGACUUCAGCAAGCUCUUAAAAGGGAUUGUGUCGGAGAAGGGCAUUAAGGAUGAAGUUCCCCCGGUUCUUCAGCACCAGAUGCUGCAGCUGGCUCUGGACCUGCCUGCCAGCAAGUUCUCCUGGUUCAGAGUUCAGGACAUCAUGGACACGGAAGCGGCCGGCAGAGAGAAGUCGGUCUUCUACCUCCUGCUCCAGAUGUUUGUGAGCAGCAGCGACGGCCGGCUAAAGACCUCCACACGCAGGCUGAUCCUCAAAGUGCUGAGGGACAGUGGCGUGUUCGAGUACACCUGGCAGGAGUUGGAACUUUGGCUCAGCCACCUGACCAGGCUACUUCCCGCUCAACAGGAAGCUGUCAUCCCCUUCCUGGAAAGAGUGUUGGUGCGGCUGGUGUCCAGCCCGUACACCUACAUGGACAAGGCGGCGGGCGUGGUGCAGGAUGCGGCCUACCUGCAGGCCACGCUGAGCGGGCAGGAGGCAGACGCUGCCAGUAUUCCCAUCUCGCACAUCGACGACGUGCUGGACAUGGUGGACGUGAUCAUGGAGGGGGGCGAGGAGGGAGUGGAGCAGCUGGGGCCGUCCCUUAGUGAUGACAUCAUCACUCAGACCUUCCCGUUCAGCGCGGUGGUGCCGGCGGUCCUGGAGGCGCGGAACAGCCUGCCGGCCGCCGUCAGAGAGGAGAGAGGUGUGGUGUACGAGUACCUGGCCGCAGUCCUUGUGGACGUGCUUCACUCCCAGAGAGACCCCCUCCCCCUCUGCCUCGCCCUGCAGCAGUACGACAGAGAGCUGGACUCCUCGGAAAGUGCCGGAACGCCUCAUCCUUCCGUGGUGGAGCUCCAUCGCUACUCCUCCCAGUGGCUGCCCCAGCAGUCCAGAGAACAGCUGUUUAAGUGCUCUGAGUCGCCCUGCACUGGGCCGGAGCCGGGGGUCUCCUUCACGGCGGUGCUCCAGGGGGCCUACAGCGACGGGGCGGCCCUCCUGCUGCAGCCCUCUUUCAGGGAGAGGCUGGAGGCAGGGCUGGCCUCCCUGGAGCUCUCCCAGUUCCCCACGGCUGCCAAACAGGUCCUGCUCUACGUCAAAACCACCGUGGACCACUUCAGCACGUUUUCCACAGAGAGCGGGGUGCAGGUGCUGCAGGCUCUGAUGGAUGCGCUUGGGGCGUUAGUGAAUCAGCUCCAGGGCCUGGAGGUCUCAGUCGAACCCGUGGCCACUGAGUCCCCGGAGGGGGAGGAGCUCUUCCUGGAAGCAGACCCAGAACCUGUGGGAGGUGUCGACAAGGACCAGGUGCUGCUGGCUGUGCUGGGCUCCAUCCUCUCCCACCCCACUCUCGAGCAGUGGUUCCUGGCCAUGGAGCUGGGCUCUCUCCCCCCUCACUCCCUGAACCCGGUGCGUCUGAAGCGCCUCUGCUCCCAGCUCAGCUCCCUCACGCUGGGGCUCCUCCUGCUCUGCGCUCCUCCCCUGCAGGGCCUGGGGCACCUCCCCCUCCUCUCCUCCUACCUGGGGGCCGUCGAACGGGCGGUGCUAAGGGAGCUGGAGGACAGGGCAGGGCACAGCGAGACCCUCCCUCUGAGGGCCCUCCUGUCUCUGCACCCGUACAUGGAGGAGCCCAGCGUUCAGGCGGUGGUCUCCGCCAUGCUCCUCCUCCCCCCGGAGAGGCUGACGUCAGGCGGGGAGCUGAGCGCGUACGGACAGGCCGCUCUGAGCAUGCUCACGGCCGACGGCGGGGAAGGGUCACAUGACCGCGCCCUCUUCCUGUCCCAGGCCCACCUGUGUGGCCUGGCCACCCUCCUCACCUCCUGCGCCAGCGAGGCUCUGGAGGACUUCCUGCAGGGGGCGCUGUCCUCGGAGCCCGCCGCCGCCCACCUGGUGCCCGCCCCGGCGCUGCUGCACUGCCUGGCCCCGCCCACGCCCCGCCCCUCCGCGCUGGCCGUCGCCACGGCGAUGGUGCGCGGCUGCCCCGCCCACCGGCUGCAGUUCGCACUCUGGUGUCUGGAGCCGGGGAACGUGGAGAAGCUCGGGGGCAACAUCGACGUGUUUCUGCCCCUACUGCAGGCCUACCUCACUGUGGCCAGCACAGAUGACCCCGCCAUACCCAAAGAAGUCCAGACGGCAGUUUUGAGGACCCUCAGCGAGGCUCUGCUGCCCUCCCUUUCCCACUCGGUCCUCUCUGAGGGGGCGGAGGACCCCCUCUCUCAGCGGGUGGAGGUCCUGUCCCGUCUCAUCAGCCUGGACGCCCAGCCAAAGGACGUCAGGGGGCUGGCGGACGCACUGCCCUCUCUCCUACGCACGGAGGAUGGCUUCCAGAGGUGGAAGCUGGUGGACCCCAUCUCUGACACAUUGGCCGGCUAUCCUGAGGAGCUGGGCUCUUGGAGGAAGGCUCUGCCCUCUGCUGCCCUCCAGUGGCUGAUCAGUGUGUACCGCAGCCACAAGGAGCAGGAGACGGCUCUGCAGGAGGAGAGCAUGCUGCAGAGAGUGAGAGAGCUGCUGGCUUGUCCAGAGGAUAUCUCUGCGCAGGACUGGAACAGUUUUGUGAAGACUGGGCUGAAGUAUCGCUAUGGAGACAGGGCCUUCCUGGACGCUCUCUGUAGCCUGUUGGAGGUGAUGUACUGUGGUGAAGACGCCCACAAAGACCUGCUGCCGUUGGCAACCAUUCACAUGAUGACAACCAGCCACUCCCUGUUCCUGCCCUCCAUGUUGGGCUCGGAGGACGAAGCUAAGGAUAGCCCUCAGUCUAAAGAAGUGCUCGUGUCCCUCCUGCUGGCUCUGGUGAGGAAGUGCCCUGCUGUCUGCGACAGCAGCCAUUUUGUGCUUCUCCUGGGAGCUUACGGAGCUACUCUGAGUUCUUCAGACCAGAAACUGCUGCUGAUUCUGCAUGAGUAUGAGAGAAACAACAUCAGCUUGGCAGAGUUUCAGUCGCUGCUCUGGGGCCCAGCGGCCGUAGAGCAUCAUAAGGCCUGUAAAAGCCUGGGGAAGUCCCUGUGGCAGCAGCCUAGCGCUGAAGACCUGCUGGCCCUGCUGGGCACAGAGCGAAUGCUCAACACCGUGAGGCAGUUCCCCCAGCAGCGCCGCAUCAUCCCCCAGGAGGCAAAAGAGCUCUUGUACAGAGAGGAAGGAGUCCAUGACCUGGGCAGUCUGUACGACCCCUGCUUCCUGCUUCCCCUCUUCAGCUCCCUGCUCAGGCCAGAGUCCGUGAUUGACUGCUACAAGUUUGUGUCGAGCCACGCCCUCGGGGUCACGGUGGCGGCCCUGAGCAGCUACGACCCCAAAGUCCGAGCAGCAGCCUAUCAGGUGCUGGGAUCCUUCCAUCAUCACCUGGAAGGGGCGCGCUUCAGGGAGAAGAGACAGCUACUGUACUUGCUGGACACUGUGAAGAACGGCAUUCGACAGCAAAAUCUACGUCUUCCAUUCCUGCUGGUGACGUACAUCGCAAAGGUGGCCCAGCAGAUGCUGAGACCUGAGGAGCACAUGUACAUGAUCGUCAACAAGUUCCUCCUGACACAUCAGUAUCUGGACCUGAAGAAAGUUCCAGAAUUCUUCCACCUCUUCUACAGCUUUGAUAUGGAGCACAAAGCGGAGCGUGAUUGGAUCGUGGACGUGCUGAAGGAGGGGCUAGCGGACCGGCACUGCUACGAGCUGUGUGACCGGCAGGGCAUAUUCCAGAUCCUGCUGACGUUCUACAGCAGCCCGCUGUGCGAUGAGUCCACUCAGACUCGCAUCAUGGAGGUUCUGCAGCAGGCUGGCCGUGUCACCAAAGCAGCCUAUGAGCUCAUCAAGGUCCACGGCCUCCUAACUUGGAUCUUACAGGUCACAGAGAGGAGGCACCUGGAGAACCGGGUUCUGUGUGCGGCCAUGGACCUGGUCCAUGUGCUCUGGUUCACUAAUCUGGGGCAGAAAGAGAGCAGGGGGGCGGGGAACUGCCCCUCGGACGGAGAUGCCCUGCAGGGUCCGGUGAAAUGCCUCCCUCUCCCUCUCAUCAACGAGUUCCUGUGUGUGCUGCUAGCCUUCAUCAGACACUUACACUCCGGUGUGAGGGCCCGACAACUGGCCCACUUCCUGCUGACCCUGAGCUCGGUGCUGAGGCAUCGUGGGUCGGCUCUGACAGUCCACAGAGAGCUUGGCCGAGUGACCGUCCCGGAGCGGGCCCUCUCCGGCCCCGAGGGCCUGGCUCUGCUGCAGCACUGGAGCCUGCUAUCCCACGAUGCCCGGCUACAGUCCGCCCUGCUGGGCCUGGCUGAGAGGCACAGGGUGAAGGAACUUCUUGGUCAUGUGAAGGAGAAGGGCCGUGGUAAAGGUGCCUCCUCGAGGAGUCGUGCUCGUGUGGAGGCGCAGCAGGAGGAGGUGCAGGGAGACGCAGAGCGGCAGGAGCAGGCCGCCCUGGAGGAGUGCGAACCUCUCCUACGGAGCGUCCUCACACACUGGCAGUGCCUCCCCCCACCCCCCAGCCCCGGCCCCAGCCCUGGCCCCAUCACCCCCGGCGACCUCUCCGGCCCCACUGCUCACCUGCUGGUGAAGUGGAUGCUGCGGUCCCUAGUGACGGCGUCCCAGGAUGCAGUGGGGCCGCUGUCCUUCCUGCGCUGGGUCCGGGCGAACGCUCUCCCGCUCAGGGGCGCGGUGGACGCGCUUCUUGCCGACGCUGGCGUGAUGCGCGACUUCCUGCGGCUGUACCACCGGGCCUGCCAGCCCAGCCCGCCGACGGACUCCCCGGCCGGGGGAGAGACCCAGGAGCUGUGCACCUCCGUCAUGCUGGCUCUGCUGGAGGCCCGAGGAGGCCUGUGUGAGGAGCUGCAUCGGGCCGUGCUCACAGCCUGUCUGUCCGAACCUCCAGAGGAUCCCUCCAGGAGAGGUGCGGGAAUGCUGCUCCUGUCGAUGUACAUCCAUGAGCUCUGGAGCGGAGCGAGGUCUCCUGACCUGUUCCUGACCCACGUCAGGCUGCUCGCAGGGGCCCAGGUCCAGGGCUCAAAGCAGGCCAGGGGCCCCUCAGGGGUCAGGAGCAUCUGCACAGACAUCUCUGCAGCUGUGGACUCCAUGUCAUUAGCUGCCAUGGGAAAAUGACCGUGGAAACCGAGUAUUUACAGCAGGGAUGGGCAACGCCAGUCCUGAAGAGCCAGUGUGUAUGCAGGAUUAUAGAAGGGAUGGGUAAUGCCAGUCCUGGAGAGCCAGUGUGUAUGCAGGAUUAUAGCAGGGAUGGGCAACUCCAGUCCUGGAGGGCCGGUGUCUAUGAGGGAUUUUGCUGCCACCAGUUACCCUGGCUCAAUCAGCUAAUUAGCCAUAUGCACCGAGACCAAUUCACUCCUGAAUUAGACCACAAUGAUAUGCUGCAAGACAAGAACACUUAUCAACUGCUGUUUAUAUUACAGAAUGUGGCUAUAUAACAGAUGGGGCUAAUUAAAUUAUUAAGAGCAGAAAUUCAGAAGCAGAUACGUCCUUCCUUGCCUAUCCCUGUCUUACGGAGGACAACGUCAAUUUUUAGUUUAGUUUUGAUCAUGUAAAGCAGGCAACUUAAACGUACUACUUUAUGUACAAAUUUUGAGUUCAUUUACAAAAAUGUAAAGUUCUGGAAUUGUUGCAAAUAUAGUAUUUUAAUAUGUGAAACAAA